AUGCAUUUUAUUAAAUAUUUCCUUGUCUUUGCCUUGUCUGCAAUCCAACUUAGUGUUCAAAGGUCAACAUAUGCACCAUAUAUAACAUAUGAAGCAUACGAAGGAGAUUUUCCUUCAGACUAUGAAGAUAUAACAACAUUUAACAAACUAGGUAGUGAAGGAACUCGUGGAUCUGCACAAGAAAGAACAUUUGAGUAUGUAGUUGGUCCAGCACCAACAUCUGGCAGAUCAAGUAAAGGAAUAGAAACAGUAUAUGUUUAA
This is a messenger RNA of Strongyloides ratti, 261 nucleotides long. RefSeq lists its product as hypothetical. The record is from RefSeq and is a predicted model, not a curated record. The transcript has a single exon. NCBI's taxonomy places the organism in Eukaryota, Metazoa, Nematoda, Chromadorea, Rhabditida, Strongyloididae. Bases 1 to 261 code for a protein of 86 amino acids.